UGGUUGUUGCUUUUCAAACUACAGAUUGUUAUUAAUCUCCGACCUUUAAACACUAUGCUUCGUUUGUCUGUGCAACAGAAACCUACUUUUACGCCAAAUGGGUGGUAUACAGAUUUGGUGCAGGGGGCGCAGUCGUGGUUGGAUAAUUUCAAAGCACCUUCACGUCCCGCACAGACAUUAAUCGCCUUAGCUAACCCUGUGGUCCUGGAAUUUGUUAGGGCCAAUUCUUUCGAUGUUUCGCCCCCUUACCCACCACUUCUGUCUAUCUUGCGUUUCAAUGACUGGGCAGACCUUAUUUGGGCAGCUUCGUAUGAUGCAACUUCUUUCCCACAGGUUACUAGGGAUUUCGUGGAAAGGGCAAAGGAUAUGGUCGAUGGGGACAUCCUGACCCAUGUCUCUAUAGUGGACGAAUUAGCCUUAAAGGAGAAGGUCUUUGUUGAUCUUUGGGGGGCUAAAUCAGCCUUCCACGAUGGAUUGGUAACUGUUCCAGUCACGGAAUCCUAUGAGUCUGACUCUGAUUGUGAUGGGCUGGACCUCGCCGAAGAGGAAAAGCGCUUCCAUGCUGCAGAAUUGGCAAAAACCCAGCAGGGCCUUAGUAGUGGUAUAGCUAAGGAUAAGCGUAAAUCGGUUUCCAAGUACAUGAGGAAUGUUUUUCUCCCAUUAGCUCCGAGUAGGUGGAUUGAAUCGGAAUCGGCGGGACUCAACGACAAGGUCUGGGAACUUGAGACCAUCAACCACUCUGCUCCCAUUAGCAUUAGGGCAUAUCAGCUCCUUGCUUCCAUCACGGAGGCUGAAAUGGAUUUUUGUUUGGAAAAGGCGUUGAACGAGGAUACGGAGCUCAUCAAGGGCCCGUAUCCGUUUGGUCCUGAUGCUAUGGACUUACCAUCGGUAGGGCAGUUUGAUCGUUCUAAAUGUUCGGUGUCUGGCUCGCAGCUGCAAAUCAGGAGCUUUUGUGCUGCAAGGAGCCCUGACGUUAUCUCUGAACUUAAGAGAAUUUGGAAUGUCGGGCGUCCCUUCCUCAAGUGCAGAUGCAUUGAAGAAGGGAAGGAGGAUUGCAAAACCACUAUCACGUGGUUCGACCACAUCUUGUGGUAUUUGCUUGCCAAUAUUGAUUUUUUAUAUUCUGCUGCUCCCUCGCUCAGAGCCAGGAUCAGGGUCUUGAGGAACCUUCUCAAGAAAAAAUGGAGAGCCCCCGUCCUCGCAUCCAUCGUGUUUUCGCACAUGAGACGUAUCAUGGCUCAAAUGGCUGAGAAUGUGAUCAGUAACCCGUGUAGAAGGCAGGGUACGAUCCAUGAUGUUCCUGCGAUUAUGGCUAGAAAGUUUCCGCGGAAAAUGGCAGUACUAAUCCUUCCGGAUAAGUACAUCAAGAGCCCUGCAAGGAAACGAAAGGUGCAGGAGACGGACAAGCGGCCGACGAAGAGACAAAGUAACACGUUGCUCUCGUACUAUGUCAGACCCUCCGGUAUGGGCGCGCAACAGGAUCAGGGACUUGGUGGUGGCCAGCAGGUGGCUGACCUUGCUUCUCCGAACAUGAGCUCGGAUGAUAUCGCCAUACAAGACACUCCUCAGAGCUCGGUUGUCACUGUUCAAUCUGAGCAUGUCAACUCGGUUGUUGGCAAGCAGUUGAGAAGGAAUCCCAGGAAUUGAGCGGUCAGGGCUUCUCUUUUCAAAUAGUAUCCUAUUUAACCUUGCUUGUGCCUCGCUU
This is a messenger RNA of Chara braunii, 1705 nucleotides long. Lineage: Eukaryota; Viridiplantae; Streptophyta; Charophyceae; Charales; Characeae. The record is from the annotation of a GenBank genome assembly.